AUGCUACGACUUACGCUCACGCCAAUUCGUUCAGGCUUAGCCUACCGAGCAGCCAUCCACACCAGCUCGAACGCGGCCGGCCCUUCCCGACCUCGUCGCACUCCAGUCGAACAAUCUGAUGAUGUCGAUCUUGUCGCACCACCCGACCCAGUAUCCAAUAUCCGCCCAAUGAUCUAUGCUCAUGCUUCCCGCCUUCCUACACUGUCUUCACCUUACUCUUCGGCUGAAUUCCCCUACGCUGAGAAAGACGCAAAGAUGCAAGAUUUAGAGCUCGAAUGGAGAUUAAGGAAGGAAAGGCUAGAUGUGAUGAAUCACAAGUUCUGGGCCGCCACAAAUCUCGACUUUCAAGCUCGACUAGCUAACCGCCUCGCUGCGCUCCCUUCCGCUUCAGAUCCACCAACAGACGAACAAACGGCUUUACGCGAAGAGGUCAUGUCUCAGUUCUAUGCCGAUUGGCUAGCGGCGAAUAAAUACAAGCAAGUCGAGUGGGUAAAGGUCUGGUGGAGAGAGUUAUGGGCGAGUUUGAAAAUGGAUCUGAGACUACAUAUAGCCAGGAGGACAAGGUUCUUCAGGCAGUGA
Molecule: messenger RNA, 579 nt
Organism: Kockovaella imperatae
Lineage: Eukaryota; Fungi; Basidiomycota; Tremellomycetes; Tremellales; Cuniculitremaceae
Exons: 3
Coding region: 1-579 (192 amino acids)
Biological process (GO): intrinsic apoptotic signaling pathway
Cellular component (GO): mitochondrion
Source: RefSeq, a predicted model, not a curated record